CAUCCAUGACUGUAAUAUCCUGUUACAUCACGCCCAGUCCUUUUCUUCCGUAAGAGCAGGGAAGAGAAAAAGAAAAUAGUGAGGAGAGAGACGGAAGGAGAAGAGAAAGUAGAGAGAGAGGGGAAAGCUAAUUCGCCUUCCCAUCCUCUCCACUACUUCUCUUUAAAAUUCUAAAUAAUAAAUAUUUGUGUACAAAUACUCUCUUUAACAAACCCGCCGCUUUUUUCUCCCCAACCGCGAGAGAGGGAAAUAGAGGAGAGAGAAUGGACUCCGCCGCUCUCGCGACAAGGCUUCUCCAUGCGAUCCCUAACCGUAAUUCCUCCUCCCCGUUCCUCUCCACGAGGUGUCGGCCGUCGCGGAGGCGGCUCUCCCUCUCCGUGCGCUGCAUCCAGAUCCCGAACCCUACCCCCGGCUCCCUUCUCCCCUGCUCCGCCGUCGCCGCCCGGGAGGCCCCCGCCGCCGACCGCCCCCGCCUCCGCCUCCACCGCCUCGUCGACGAGUUCCGCUCCCUCCCCCAGCCGAUCGACCGCGUGAAGCGCCUCCUCGCCUACGGCUCCGCCCUUCGGCCCUUCCCCGAGGCGGCGCGGGUGUCCUCCAACCGCGUCGAGGGCUGCACCGCCCAGGUCUGGGUCACGGCCGCGUUGGACGAUCUCGGCCGCAUGCGGUUCGCCGCCGAUUCCGACUCGGAGAUCACCAAGGGGUUCUGCUCUUGCCUCAUUUCGGUGCUCGACGGCGCGCUGCCGGAGGAGGUACUGGAGGUGAGGCCGGAGGAUUUCGGCGACUUGGACGUGGCCGGAAUGCCGGCGAGGGCCAAGUCGAGGGUGAACACGUGGCACAAUGUGCUGAUCAGUACGCAGAAGAGGACCGAGGCGUUGAUCGCCGAGGGAGAAGGGAGGCCAAGUAGCAGAGUUUGAGCAGGAGAAGGCUUAGGUUGUGUAGGAGAUCCGCCUGGUGGUGUAGGAGUUGGAGUUGACUCCAUUUGGUCGUUAUGAAUGUAGAAAAGUAUUAUCGCAAGGUCCAAAAUUAUGUGAGAGGGCCCUUUUUUUUAAUGAGGGGCAGUUGAAUGACCAAUACAUUUUAGGGAAUAUCUAAUUUAGGAAAUGAGAAAUGCUGCUCAUCAAAAAUAACAUGUUUAGAUUAAUAAAUAAGAGUAAUUUUAGGAUUUAAA
Messenger RNA from Phoenix dactylifera (date palm), 1168 nucleotides. RefSeq names its product sulfur E2 (gene SUFE2). The record is from RefSeq and is a predicted model, not a curated record. NCBI's taxonomy places the organism in Eukaryota, Viridiplantae, Streptophyta, Magnoliopsida, Arecales, Arecaceae.